Messenger RNA from Lathyrus oleraceus (garden pea), 669 nucleotides. RefSeq lists its product as uncharacterized. NCBI's taxonomy places the organism in Eukaryota, Viridiplantae, Streptophyta, Magnoliopsida, Fabales, Fabaceae. Gene Ontology annotation, biological process: DNA replication. Gene Ontology annotation, cellular component: replication fork. The coding region runs from base 1 to 669 and encodes 222 amino acids. The record is from RefSeq and is a predicted model, not a curated record. The transcript has 2 exons.
AUGUUUUACGUUUUUGCAAAAGAAUACAUAUUGGCAGGAACAAUUGAAACGGUUGACAUCAUAAAUCAAUACGUUUUGGGAUUCAUACCAGGUGAAGAAAAGGAAUAUUUAAGUUCAGAUUCUGUAGACACUUUUGACGGUGAAGGAAAUGAAGCUUUUGAUGUUUUGACCCCGGAAUUUUUGAAUACACUUACAACUUCCGGUCUACCUAACCACAAGAUUAAAUUGAAGAUUGGGACCCCUAUUAUGUUGCUUCGAAACAUUGAUCAACCUGAAGGUCUCUGCAAUGGAACAAGGCUUAUAGUUACAAGAUUGACAAACCACGUUAUCGAGGCAAAGAUUAUAUCUGGAAAGAAUAUUGGAGGGGUUAUCUAUAUUCCAAGAAUGGAUAUGACUCCAACACAAUCUCCGUGGCCAUUCAAAAUGACUAGAAGGCAAUUUCCCAUAACUAUAUGUUAUGCUAUGACAAUUAACAAAUCUCAAGGUCAGUCAUUGGAUUAUGUUGGAUUGUAUUUGCCCAGAAGUGUAUUUAGUCAUGGUCAACUAUAUGUUGCAAUAUCAAGGGUCAAAAGCAAAAAAGGGCUUAAGAUAUUAAUCCAUGACAAGGAUAACCAUCCAUUGAAUUCUACAACAAACGUCGUGUUCAAAGAAGUUUUUGAAAACUUAUAG